This is a messenger RNA of Cylindrotheca closterium, 1500 nucleotides long. The record is from the annotation of a GenBank genome assembly. Lineage: Eukaryota; Bacillariophyta; Bacillariophyceae; Bacillariales; Bacillariaceae.
AUGGAACAAGAUUGUGGAUACCAAAGGGUAGGCUUUUUUUGGGAUAUUCAAAGGGUUCAGCUACGCCAGCAAAUCCCACAUGACAUAGAUGAUGAUCCUUCUCGGGAUGAGCCCGGAAAUCCGCAGUUGGAUUGUUUUGAAGGCGUGGAAUAUGACACAUAUCAAGAGCUUAUGGUUGCAAGGCGAAAGAGAAAUCAACAAAAGAUGUUCGAUCUUGGAUUGGGAGAGUAUAUCAUUGCAAAAUCUGCCGCUGCUCAGCGAGCCCUUCAAUUCUUCAAGGGACACGUCAACCACGACGACGAUUUGACGCUAGAACAGGCAAUUGAGCUCAAUGAGCCAAAAUGGAUUACUGAUGAAUCACUAAAGGUAGCGGAAGACUUUCAGAAAGAUAUCAUGAGUUUGGAAGAAACCAACAAAACCAGAAAGGCAGCAAGCGUAUCGAUGACGACCAUCGAAAAGAGAAUCAAGGACCUUUCGAUCGACAAAGAAGAAUGGAUUGCAAAGGUAACACCAGAUCGUAUUUAUAGCGUUGCUUGUCAUCCGAGUGAGACAAAGAUGAUAGCUGGUGCAGGAGACGAGGGAGGAUAUAUUGGAUUGUGGGAUGUGGAUUCAAGAUCUGAAAGCAAUAAUGGUGUUCAUCUAUUCCGCCCUCAUUCUCGGCCAGUAUGUUGUAUGGAUUGGGUAUCCAAAGAUUCCAUGGUGUCUACCUCUCAUGAUGGUACUGUUCGCUUGCUCAACGUAGAGAAAGGAACAUUUCAGGAGAUCUUCGCGACAUACAAUGGUGACUCAGAAUACUUGGAAGAGCUUGGAUAUAACUUGGAUGAGGGAUACAAUUAUUGGACCCAAUUCGUUGCUGUUGACAAGCGCUAUCAAGGAUCAAAUCCAAGUAUAUUCAUGUCCACAUCUGCUGGAACAGCAAUGCAUAUUGAUCUUCGUGUUUCGGAUAAGCAAAGGAUUUCAUUCAACGUGGACUUGAGUGCAAAGAAGAUCAACAGUCUGAGCCUUCAUCCCGAUGGUAACAUCCUUGCCUCCGGAGGUCUCGACAACACAGUGAAUCUUUGGGAUAUCCGAAAGUUUGGAUCAAACGCAAAGAAAGCUCUCAAGCCAAUUGCCUCAUAUUCUGUUGGUCGUUCAGUCAACAGCGCGUUCUUCUCGCCCGAUGGGACCUCAUUGCUGACCACUACCACGAUGGACAAGCUCGAGAUCUUUGACAAUGCCCAUCUCAAGACCAGUACCAUCGAGCCAACCAAGAGUAUCCGUCACAACAACCAGACUGGACGUUGGUUGACUACUUUCAUGGCAGUCUGGCAUCCAAAGUUGGAUAUCUUUGUCAGUGGUUCCAUGAAUAAACCUCGCUGUAUUGAGAGUUUUGAUUCCAAAGGCAAUUGCCUUCGUGAGAUCACUGGUGAUGCUCUGGGAUCUGUCAUGAGUCGAUGUUGCUAUCAUCCAUCGACCGAAAAAUGGCCAUCGUCGGAGAAGACUUGUCGGGAAAAGUUGUGA